UGUCGAAAAUGUAUGUUUUGAACUUGAUGACAUUUUUGAAAAUGAUACAUAAGACAUGCAUGCAACGCCCACAAAUUGCAAAUCACACAAAUAACCACGUCAUCUCUCUUCUCAUCAGCGUUUUCAAUUCGUCAGUACAGACGUCACUUUUCUCUCCCCAAUCCUCUAUUUAAGUCUCCACAUUCUCUCCCUCCCAAAACAAUUUCACUUCAUUCAGCUAAGCCGACACACAAACACCCAAUAUUGUCUUCAGAGAAAAAAACAAGAAUAAAAAAUCCCCAAUAUUGUCCCAACAACUCCAAGCUCUGCCGCGAGCCUCCACUACCGCAACGACCGCCAUGGUGCAACACCGGUUCCUCCUCCUGACAUUUCCGGCCCAAGGCCACAUCAACCCUUCCCUCCAGUUCGCAAAGCAUCUCAUCCGCACUACCGGGGCACAUGUCACGUAUGUCACGUGCCUCUCUGCCCAUCGCCGCCUAGGGAAUGGCUCAACUCCUCAUGGCUUGACCUAUUCGCUCUUCUCUGACGGUUACGACAAUGGAUUCAAAGAUGGCGAUGAUUACGACCACUACAUGUCGGAGCUUAGGCGUCGCGGUGCACAAGCCAUCACCGACCUUAUUGUGUCUAGUGCAAAGGAGGGCCGCCCCUACACUUGCCUAAUCUACACAAUACUUCUCCCUUGGGCCGCGGUGGUGGCCCGUGAGCUCCACCUCCCAUCCGUUCUCGUGUGGAUUCAGCCAGCCACUGUUUUCGACAUCUACUACUAUUAUUUUAGCGGUUACAAAGACCUCAUCCAGAACAGUACUAGUGCUACUCAUACCAAUGGCGCUUUAUGUUCAAUAGAAUUACCAGGAUUGCCACAAUCCCUCACCAGCCGCGACCUUCCCUCUUUCAUGGUGGAUUCAAAUCUGUACAGUUUCGCGCUUCUCUUGUUUGAAGAGCAAUUUGAGGUGUUCGAGAGAGAAACCAAGCCCAUCAUUCUGGUGAACACGUUCGAUGCGCUGGAGUCAGAGGCCUUGAAAGCAAUUGACAAGUACAAUCUGAUUGGAAUCGGGCCAUUGAUUCCAUCGUCUCUCUUGGACGGCAAGGAUCCAUCCGACAAGUCAUUCCGCGGUGAUCUUUUCCAAAAAUCAGAGGACUCUUCGUACAUCAAGUGGCUGAACUCGAGGCCCGAAGGGUCCGUGGUUUACGUGUCGUUUGGAAGCAUGUCCGUUCUGUCGAAGCCCCAAAUGGAGGAAAUCGCGAAAGGGUUGCUGGACAGCGGGCGGCCGUUCUUGUGGGUGAUUAGAGAAAAAGAAGAAAGCAAAGGACAAGAUAAGGAGGCUGAUAAGGAGGAAGAGAAACUGAGCUGCAGAGAGGAGUUGGAAGAGCUUGGGAAGAUAGUGCCAUGGUGUAGCCAAGUGGAGGUUUUGUCAAGCCCUUCAUUGGGUUGUUUCGUGACACAUUGCGGGUGGAAUUCAAGCUUGGAGAGCCUGGUUUCCGGGGUGCCUGUGGUGGCUUUUCCUCAGUGGACGGACCAAGGGACCAAUGCCAAGUUGAUUGAGGACACGUGGAAGACUGGUGUUAGGGUGACACCAAAUGAUGAGGGUAUUGUUGUAGGUGAGGAGCUCAAGAGGUGCUUAGAAUUGGUCAUGGGAAGUGGGGAGAUUGGUGAAGAGUUGAGAAGAAAUGCUAAGAAAUGGAAGGGUUUGGCAAGAGAGGCUGUGAGUGAAGGUGGCUCUUCUGAUAGGAAUCUAAAGGCUUUCUUGGAUCAGAUAGAAUGAGAAAAACAAAAUGAAGAAAAAAGACAAAAUUAUGGUAUGGCUAAGAUGGAAGGAUAUGGUAUUGCGAGAUCCUAGUUUAAUUAUGAUAUUUAUUUUCUUGUUUAUUAGGAUUAUAUUUCUUUCCUUUUUGUACAGAUAUUGUGUAAUUAGGUUUUUAUCUUGUUUUCUAGUUUGACCCUACUAGGGUUACAUCCUUGUACUAUAAAUACCUUCUUUUGGAGAAUAAAAUAUAACCUGAAAAAUAUUGUACCCAUAUUGUUUGACUUGGCAUCAGAGCCAACUUUUAUGGAGACCUGUGUAUUGUGUC
Molecule: messenger RNA, 2070 nt
Organism: Prunus persica (peach)
Lineage: Eukaryota; Viridiplantae; Streptophyta; Magnoliopsida; Rosales; Rosaceae
Product: crocetin glucosyltransferase, chloroplastic
Exons: 1
Coding region: 339-1763 (474 amino acids)
Molecular function (GO): UDP-glycosyltransferase activity
Source: RefSeq, a predicted model, not a curated record